Ictalurus furcatus (blue catfish) is the source of this 2962-nucleotide messenger RNA. It is a transcript of the gene nxph1, whose product is annotated as neurexophilin 1. The transcript is spliced from 3 exons. Gene Ontology annotation, molecular function: signaling receptor binding. The record is from RefSeq and is a predicted model, not a curated record. Lineage: Eukaryota; Metazoa; Chordata; Actinopteri; Siluriformes; Ictaluridae. The coding region runs from base 1 to 849 and encodes 282 amino acids.
AUGGCCGGAAGUUUGAGAUCGGGAAAGAGGAUGCGGGCUGCGUGCUGGUGCGCCGUCUUUCUCCUCACACCGGCGCUGUGUCUGGUUUCAAGUGUUGAUGGUUCCAUCCCAGGGAAGUCGGAGCUACUUAAGUCAGGGAGCCCCAAAUCGACAUUAAAGCACAUAUGGACAGAAAGCACCAAGGACUUGUCCAUCAGUCGUCUGCUGUCACAGACUCUGAAUGGGAAGGAGAAUGCCACAGCCCUGGAUCUUCGCUAUGACACACCAGAGCCCUAUUCAGAAUGGGACUUAUGGGACUGGCUGAGGAAUGCCACCGAACUCCAGGACUCGAGGCCCAGGGCCAAACGGCGGCCCAUGGUCAAGACAGGAAAAUUCAAGAAGAUGUUCGGAUGGGGAGACUUCCACUCCAACAUCAAGACAGUCAAGCUCAACCUUCUCAUCACCGGCAAGAUUGUCGACCAUGGCAAUGGUACCUUCAGCGUUUAUUUCCGCCACAACUCAACAGGCCAGGGCAAUGUAUCCGUCAGUCUAGUGCCGCCAACCAAGAUCGUGGAGUUUGAUGUGACAGCGCAGCAGUCAGUCAUUGAUGCCAAGGACUCCAAGUCCUUCAACUGCCGCAUUGAGUAUGAGAAAGUUGAGAAGGGCUCCAAGAACACGCUGUGCAACUAUGACCCAUCCAAGACGUGCUUCCAGGAGCAGACACAGAGUCAUGUCUCCUGGCUCUGCUCAAAGCCCUUCAAAGUCAUCUGCAUCUACAUCUCCUUCUACAGCACCGACUACAAGCUGGUGCAGAAAGUCUGCCCGGACUAUAAUUACCACAGCGACACUCCCUACUUCCCCUCGGGCUGAUGGAUGCCACUGAUGUGAAGGACAACACAGGCAAUGUGGGACUCUCUCUCCCCAACCACAACAAAUAUGUGUUUCUUGUACCUUCCAAAUAUGUGACCCAGAAUUAAUUCAAUAUUUCAGAUGGGAUUCCAUUUUUUUUUCCCCACACGUAUUUUAAAAAUGUAGUUCUUAUGGUUUAAAGUGUCAGUCUGGUUCUUAAUUUAGAAUAGCUUCUUUGUAAUUGUUAUUGUUUUAGUUGGUUUAAUUAAUGAAACGUCUGAUCACAAUUAUAGGGGUAGUAAAUUCUGCCAAUUGAUAUUUGCCAGCUGUAUAUUUAUUUGUUUGUUUGUUUGUUUGUUUGUUUGAUUUAUUCAAAUGAAAUUUAUAUUUUCAUCCUGUAUGUCACUUUUAUUUCUAUAUAUUCCAGUAUAAAUGUUCAUUUCUUGAAUAUCUUGAAUGUAACAAGAUUAUUUUAUUAGAUUUUUUUUUUCUUAAAUCCCUUAACAAUAUGUGUAUGUUAAGACAGUAUAUUUUACCAACCAUUCACCAGAACAGAUGUACAGAAGAGAAAUUUGAAGUGAAUACUUUAAUUAGAAUCUAAAAGAAAUUUCCCUCAUCCAUCCAACUGUGUAAGGUACACAAGAAUCCCCAAGCUUUGGUGAAUACUGUCUUGAGAUCUAAGAAUGACCCCAAGAUCUGUCGGUAUGUUUAUGGACAAAAUAAUGGUUUUCGUCUGAGAUGCCUUGACUCGGGGCAUGUUUUCUAUGUUAAAAUAAAAGAAGCAGAACUGUGAGAACCUGAUUAACAACAGUUGUUCCUCAGCCUUUGUCCUAUUACUGUAAUAAUCCUGGAUGAUACAGCCCACACUGUCUCCUGUAGUGUCAAUAUGAUCCAGCCAUGGUUUGACAGUUUGCUCAUUGCCAUUAUAAUACACAGUAAUGUAUUGAAUUCUAUAUCUUAGAGCUUAAUUUGUAUGAAUGGUUUGUAUUGUACAUAGUCAAUCCCAAUGGAGCCACUUCUGUAUAUGCGCUCAUCUCCUAUCUGGCGAUCCUCUUCCCUUCAUCCUUUCCCCCCCUUUCUCUCUAUGCCACGUCCCAUAUCUGUUCCUGGUUUCUUGGGCAAAGAAAAUGAUGUUGCUGAUGUAGAUGUAAAUUUCAUGCUCUUGUACAGCAGCUGUAAAAGCUGUCUAAAAAUAUAUAAGUACUUACCAUCUGUAUGAUCAUGGUUACUUUCAGGUCAAACUGGGGGUGGAGAUGUGUAUAUAUGAAUAAAAUACUGAAAGUUUUAUCAGUUGAUUUUUUUUUUUUUUUUUUUUUGAGUCCUUUUAAGUUACCUAGGAUCUUAAUGACAAAGUAAAAUAAAGAUAUGGUUUAGAAAUGUAUCUGUGUAAGAUUCAAUUUACAGAAUGUUGUAUUGAAUGUGUUUAAUUAAUUGUGCAGAACAGAACAGUACCUUAUUCUCGGCAACUGAACGUGAUUGCAAAAGUUAGAGACUGAGUGCAGAGGCCUAAUAACGUCUGUUCAGAGAGCUCAGAUGUCCUCAGACUUGGCACUUAAUAUCAGCAGUCCCCUUUAAAGUGAUUAGAGCAUCCGGUGGGAGACAUGAACAGUGCCUAGCUGGCUCAUGACUUAUCAGUAAUUAAAAAGGAUGCCAGGUUUCACCGUUCAGAGGGGGCCUUUAUAGGAUUUCUCAUUUGAGUUGCUCACUUUUUAAUUAGCCUUAAGAAUUUAGAGUUGGGUAUAAUUACACAAGUUUAUAAUAUACACUAUAUACAGAGAGUAAACAUUACUUCCACUUCUCAUGCUACUGUAUAUAUCUUGUUAAUUAUACAAUAGUUAACUAAAGGCCAUAAAGCUCAUCGAUUUAUAUCAAUAUUCACCAAUUGUCCCAUCCUGCCUGGUAUAGUAUAUGCAAAUCAGUUUAGCAGGCUCAGGCUCUUAAGCUCUUUCAUGAACCAUGAUCGCUUAGGAAUAAUCUCAUCAGUACCAUCAAACCUCAUUAUACUGCCAUGAAUAUAAAUCAUUGCUGAGACUUUCACAAAAAAAGAAUAGAAAUAAUAAUAAAAAAAGAAACAAUGAUGCAUUUAAUACAUUUGCUUGGUCCAUCAACAGCCCCCCUCCUGUGAAUGUGUCUA